AUGAGCGAAGUUCAGGAAUCUGAGAAUGAUAAAUUAGAAUCGAAUGCAGUAUUAGAAACGCAAGAAAUCGCGGAGGAUGAAAUUGAAAAGUUAAAAGGAGAUAUUGUCGGAGAUACUCUAUACAGUGGCAAAUGGAUAAUUAGUAUUUUACUUUCAAUAUCAAAGGUUCCUGAGGAUGGCUGGAAUGAAAAAGUGGAGAAUGAUUUAUGCACACUGUGGGAUAUGACAACAGAGAAAGACAUUGUUAACUUUCUUGUGGAUAAUGACUUUUUUAAGACUGCAGAACUUGCUUUGAACUCCUCUGAAGAACCAAGGUUUACGGAAAUCAUUUUGGGAAUAAUUGGAAAUAUGACCUGCGAACCAUCAGUACUUGAUAUAUUAGGAGAGAAAGAAGAACUUCUUGAAACAAUUCUUCGUCUCCUUUCUUCCGAAGACACUGCUACGUUAGUACAAAUACUUCGACUUUUACGUUGUGCACUCUGGAAUAUUCAGACCAAUCCUGAAUCAAAAUGGAGAGCUAAUUUAAGAAAUUCAACCUUUCUGAGAGAAGUAGUUCCUUUUAUUUUAAAAAGUUCCACAAAUGAGGAACUUUUGAUCACAACAACAAGUUUCUUACGUUCUUCGGCAGAGAUCGAUCUUCCAUCUGGAAAAACAUUAUUAGAUGAUCUAUUUGAAUCUUCCAGUUUUCUGCCAGGAAUGUUGGAAUCGUUUGAAGAAGUUUUCCCUCAAGAGGAAGCACCUUAUUCUGCUUCGACUUUGAAAUAUCUUGAAGACUGGCUAGAAUUAUUUUCGAUUCUUCGAAAGGGACAUCAAAUUCAUCAAGAAAUUUUGCAAGAAGAUAAUUUAAGCAGAACAGUAGAAAUUCUGCGAAGAAUUUUAUCAAGUUUUAUCGAUCCAUGGAAUUUUUAUCCUUUAGAUGAAACCAAAGCUUCCUGCGUUCAUAGAUGUGCAGAAAUGAUUCUCGAUUUUCGAUGGAAAGGAUUUUUAAGGGUAGAUUCUACAGUUGAUAUAGAUGCAACGAUUUUAAAAAUUAUAGUUAGCAUCAACACAGCAAUGAAAGAAGAAGAAGAAGAUUCCAAAGAAACAAUGGAAGAAUUAUUAAAAUAUCUUGAAGGAUAUUGGAUUGAAACAUCGAAAAUUUCCUCAGUAGAUGAAAUUAUAAAAAUUUUAAAAACAAACGAAAAGGCUGUUAUUGAUCAUGCAAUAAAUUUAUUAAAAUCAAAAAUUCCUGCAGAAAAAAUCAAUAGUGGAAAUAACAUUUAUGUUAUGCUCUUUAUACUUUCCGAUUAAUCUGAACAUUGAACCAAGAUUGAACACUCAUACCGAUUCAAUGAAAGUUGUUCUUCUGGCAGAGACCUUAGGUCACUGGUAUUCAAAUACAUUUAACCAAGUUAAUUCGUUCGAUCUGCAAAGCACGUUCAAUUUUCAAAUUCAACUCAACAAAUGGAAUACAAUCGAUACAAAGGGAAAUUCGAUAAUGAAUUCUAGUACAAAUAAUUUGUCCUUAUUGUUCCAUAAAAAAUCAGAUUAUAUUUGCGAGCGUAUAUACUUGAGCGGCCGUGCAGCAACUAUACCGAGGCACAACGUCUUUAGACACCGUUGCGUGUCGACUUGCGAAAAGUUUUGA
This is a messenger RNA of Heterotrigona itama, 1627 nucleotides long. The record is from the annotation of a GenBank genome assembly. Lineage: Eukaryota; Metazoa; Arthropoda; Insecta; Hymenoptera; Apidae.